AUGUUUGGCUUCAUCGCCGACAUUCUCACGUCGGUGAUUUCCAUCCUGCUGCCCGUCUUCUUCUCCUACAAAGCACUGCGUACAUCAGACCCUGCAGUCCUCACGCCAUGGCUCAUGUACUGGACCACCUUUUCGCUAUUCCUGCUCGUCGAGAACCAAUUCUACUUUAUCCUCUAUUGGAUUCCGUUCUACUCCUGGUUCCGUCUCUUCAUCCACAUCUACCUCGUCAUGCCCGGUUCGCAGGGCUCCGUCUUUCUCUACCAGCAAUAUCUGAGACCCUUUCUGGAAGAGCAUGAGCGGCAGUUGGAUGGGAUGAUCAGUCAAGUACACUCCAAGGGUCAGGCCGCCGGGAUGGAUAUCUUCAAGAAGGCGUACGAGUACAUCCGCGUGCAGUUCUUGGGAGGAACGCCGCGCAGACCCACUCCACCACAAAGCCGCAACGUCAGCUACACGACACAGCUUUUCAACCGCUUCGCUAUGCCCGCUGCUAGAGAUGGCUUCACCGCGGCAGGUACCUCCGAUAUCUUCAGUAUGAUCGGAAACGCUCUCCAGCAGAACACACACCCAGAUGCUACAUCCCGCGAGUCCCAGGCUCGGGACCUGGCGGCUUCUGGAACUCUCAUUCCCGACAACCUGGCAGGUGCCGAUCGCGCAGACUUUGUCAACACGCAACGCGAGCGUCUACGGACCCUCCUCCAAGCAUUCGACUCGGAAGCAUACCAUGGCGUCGACGCUGCCACAAGCAGUGCUCAGCCCCACUCCACCCCACCACGCCAGCCGAUCAGCCGAAAGCCUCUUUCGGCCUCCCAAGACUACCUUUCCCGGUCGAGAUCAGAAUCGGAGUUUGAGGAUCUUGGCUACGAGCCUAUGCCGGAUCCAGAGCAUUUCCGCCCGCAAGACGAUCAACCGACUGGGACGCCAACGCCAAAGGAAGGUGCGGGUUGGAGCAAUUGGAUCUGGGGAAACUAUGGUGAACGGGACAGUGCUGCUACCGCUGCGAGGAAGGAAAUGUGA
Ramularia collo-cygni is the source of this 1014-nucleotide messenger RNA. RefSeq lists its product as uncharacterized. NCBI's taxonomy places the organism in Eukaryota, Fungi, Ascomycota, Dothideomycetes, Mycosphaerellales, Mycosphaerellaceae. Bases 1 to 1014 code for a protein of 337 amino acids. The transcript has a single exon. The record is from RefSeq and is a predicted model, not a curated record.